UGUCAACCCGCAUCACACGUCCUAUUGUGCCUAAUUCAGUCUCGCAUAAGACUUUCCACUACUGGCGUCAAUCUUUAUACAUACUUCCACUGGAGCCCAGCUCUCGAAACACCCAACGUCAGAACAUCUGUUGCUCGUCGCUGUCACAACACCCAACGGUGGCCAGUUCGCCAGUUCACUGCACGUUUGAAAGCUUCUCCCACAACGCAACUGAACAACAACGACUACUCCUUCACAACCUCUUCACAAUGCCACAGCACAAGCGUGGCCCUUGGUCGCAGGCCGAAGACAACCUGCUGCUUCACCUUGUGGACCAAUAUGGCGCGUCGAAUUGGGUCCGCAUAUCCAGCACCAUUCAGACCCGAUCCCCAAAGCAAUGUCGCGAGAGAUUUCACCAGAACCUGAAGCCGAACUUGAACCACGACCCAAUCACGCCUGAAGAAGGCGUCCUCAUCGAGCAGAUGGUGGCCGAGAUGGGCAAGCGUUGGGCAGAGAUCGCGCGUCGCCUGCGAGGACGAAGUGACAACGCCGUCAAGAACUGGUGGAAUGGUGGCAUGAACCGCCGUCGCCGCAACCAACAACAACGACAGGCAGAGUUCGAGAUUCGACACCACCAUCCUCACGCACACCCCAACAUGCACAAUAUGCCGACUGCUCCAGUGCAACAACCACUCCCACAAGCCUGGACGCAGCAGCAGUUCUUCCCACAGCAGCAGUACAUGGGCAAUCCGGGCCACGCACACCCACAGCAAUACGCACACUUUCCCACUGCGGUGGCAACGUUCGGCAGAAUGGUCGAAGCUCCCCUGCCUUCGCCGUCAGCAUAUUCCCAAAUGUCAGCGGACGGCGCCCCGUCACUGAUUUCAGAUUGCUCGUCUCUCGACAACCGCUCUCCACGCCACGGUCCAUCACCCAACCCCAUUGAGCUUCCUCCACUCGCAGGGUCGCGCGAAGAACGCCGCUCUUCUGCACCAAUGCUUCGUUUAGGUGUGCCUGGCACCUUCGCCCAAGACACCGACUUCAUGACGAUGGAGUCAUUCGGAGACAUGCGCAAGCACACACCGAUGCUGCAGGAAGCAUUCAUGCCACAGUCCUCCGGACUGCCAGCACCUACGGCAUAUCUUCCUUCGCAGCCCAGACACUCACCGCCAAUGCAACAGACUCAGCAGAUGCAGCAGAGCUUCUUGAUGGCCAACCAGCAACCACCGCGUCGGCACUCGGCGUACCCCGGCAUGCAAGGGCACAUCCCCUCAACGCCAAUGGACCAUCACCACAACAUGGCCCACGCCAAAUAUGACCAGCACAAGUAUUACGGCCACAUCGACUCCGGCAUGGCUACACCCAUCAUCUCCGGCCACUCUCCUGAGGACUCACCCAAAGACAAGAUGAGCCUCUCCAACCUCACACAUUGAACGACAGACCUUUUUCCACAGCUUCUCUUGCACAGGCACCCUUAAUGUACAUAAUUAUACUGCUUAGGACGGGCGUUUGACGAUACCCUAUGACCUUGUGGAUACAGAGCUUUUUGUGAUAGCGUUCCAGCGAAGAGUUCAGGUUGGGAGUCUUGUUUGCGCGGCUGGAGAACUGCCAUGCUCAGUUCGUAAUGUACAGCUGUACUAGAUAUUGGGAACCAAAAAUUGAAGGCGACUUAUCUUAACUUCCUCAGUCCACUCUCCAAGUGACAAUUGUCCCCCUACACCCGAUGCCUUGGGUCAAAGUCUCUGUCCCAUCCGGUGAGGCCCGCUCAGAGUGGCGCUGUCAUUGCCCACGCUCAGGUCUCCUGUCGGCACUUGAUGCUAUUCUUGCAUCCUCGUAAACCACGCG
Messenger RNA from Cercospora beticola, 1824 nucleotides. RefSeq lists its product as uncharacterized. The record is from RefSeq and is a predicted model, not a curated record. Lineage: Eukaryota; Fungi; Ascomycota; Dothideomycetes; Mycosphaerellales; Mycosphaerellaceae. Gene Ontology annotation, biological process: positive regulation of transcription by RNA polymerase II; mitotic cell cycle.